This is a messenger RNA of Ostrinia furnacalis (Asian corn borer), 573 nucleotides long. RefSeq lists its product as uncharacterized. The record is from RefSeq and is a predicted model, not a curated record. NCBI's taxonomy places the organism in Eukaryota, Metazoa, Arthropoda, Insecta, Lepidoptera, Crambidae. The transcript has a single exon. Bases 1 to 573 code for a protein of 190 amino acids.
AUGGAGUCUGAAAGGAAAGCCCACCUAGCUUAUAUCCAGAGCCUUGAGCUAAAAGUUGAGAAUCUGGAAAGAACACAGAGACAGGCGAGUAUCGAAAUUAGGAAUAUACCAUCCCAAAAAAAGGAAAAUAAGCAAGAUCUAGUAAAUUUGGUUCAAAGGCUAGGUGACUCAAUUAAUGUUCGUGUUGAUGAGUCCCAGAUCCGUGAUGUCUUUCGCCUGAAAACCAAAAAGGACACCAACCAGCCAAUUAUUGUAGACUUCACUACGGUUGUCCUUAAAGACAAGGUACUAACCUCUGUGAAGGCUCUCAACAAUACAAGAAGGGAAAAGAAAUUAAAUACUGGAGAUCUUAAAAUAGAAGGUGAGCAAAGGCCAGUUUUCGUUGCAGAAAGCCUAACCCAGACCACCAGGAAGAUAUAUUUCUUAGCUCGUGAAUUCAGCAAGAAUCACUCCUAUGCUUUCUGCUGGACUGCUCACGGCAAGGUGUUCCUGCGCAAGGAGGAGGGCGCCCCGUGCCGCCGCAUCGACUCCGAGGCUGACCUUGAAAAACUACUUCAUUCUCUGGUGAAAUGA